AUGGGCCGGCCGUCAAGGAGCGCGCAAGCCGAAGCCAAGAGCGUCGGCAGCUGGAGCAGGAGCGCAUGUCUUCGUACACGGACGACGCCUUCGAACGCGUCCCCGUACCUGGUGGUGGACAACAUCGGCCGCCUGCGCGUGGACAGUGUGAGCGACAGCGACGCCCACGACGACGUGGCGUACGGCGAGCUGGCCCAGCCGCGGCCCGAGAUCAUUUUGCGCUGGAAGCGCUUCGCCGUGCUCGUGGGCUUCGUGGUGAACAAGAACGUCCCCGUGGACAAGGCGGACAUGGUCAACUCGUACAUCGGUCUCAUCAUGGGCUUCGUCGAGUCGUUCGUGGGCCUGGGCGUGGAGGAGAUCUUCUCCGUCUUCAUCGUGUACCUGCACAACCUGCGCUGGUACCCGGGCGACGACCCGGCCACCAAGAGGCAGAGCAAGUUCAAGAAGUUCUCGCUCACGAUCUUCAUCCCGGCGGUCAUGAUGGCCGUGAUCAGCUCCAUCAACAACUCCUCGACCAACGCCACGGCCACGAGGUUUCUCAUGCAGGAGGUGACGGAGCUAGGAUGGACAGGACUGGCUGACUCCAUCUUGAAGACGGCGCUAGAGAGGAGAGUGGACCCCAUGCUGCCGCUGGACACGUCGCGGUGCACCGCGGAGGAGUCGGAGCUGCUGUCAGCGCAGUCACUGCUUGCUGCAGCCCCGAAGGCGGCUUUCGAAGAAGUGACCAAGCGCUACGAGGUGGCGUAUCCUGGUGCGGGGAAUGCUGAUAGAGACGUGCAGCUGAGCGAGGUGAUGCCACUGACGACAGCUUACGAGUUGUGGACGCAAGGGAAAUCUGUCUUGCUCAAGAGCGUACGAGCAACUUCCAGUGGCCAAGUGAGCACAGCACCAUCGACAACGGGCGAGCUUUUGGGAAGGGGGGCUUCUUUGGAUGCUUCCUUUGAGAGGAUGGCCCUGAGCUCCUUGACGGACAUGGAUGUAAUGACACUGAAAGUGCCGCUGCGCGCCCCGACCAACUCCUCCGUUGUCUGCGGUGAGAUGACUUGUGCGCUACUGGAGCCAGUGCGGAGCUGUCUCCUGUAUGGUUUAACAGCGGAGACCACCGGUGUUUCUGAUGACCAGGGCGAGAUUGAACGUUCGUUGGUGCUGUCGUUUUGCGACACUGGCGCUUCCUGCCAAGUAUUGCACCACCAGCUCGAAGAUGGUGACCGUUAUUUGGUUGUGCCUAAGCAACUGUUGCCUGCUAUGGUGGACACAAUGGCAGCUCUUGCUGAUACAAAUUCCCGUCAACUCAAGGUCUUCCGGGCGAAUACCAAGGUGGGAAAUAUCUGUACCUGGACGAGAUGCGCGGUGCUGUUGUUGUUGACAGUCUUGACCCUGGUGCUGCCGAACGAGCGAGCUCGGCUCUCUCCUCCUCGUGGAGCAAUGCCCGCACCGAAAAAGCAGAUUUACCCCAACCUGAUUUACAAGAAACGCUUCCUGAUCGGCAAAACCGGCGAAGAGAUUAAGUUCGGCGAGUUCGCCGUCGAGUCCGUCGGCCUGUACCACAAAAUGGAGGAAGGCAAGCAGAUCUACAUUUGA
Phytophthora sojae is the source of this 1581-nucleotide messenger RNA. RefSeq lists its product as hypothetical. NCBI's taxonomy places the organism in Eukaryota, Oomycota, Peronosporomycetes, Peronosporales, Peronosporaceae. The transcript has 10 exons. The record is from RefSeq and is a predicted model, not a curated record. The coding region runs from base 1 to 1581 and encodes 526 amino acids.